Heteronotia binoei (common prickly gecko) is the source of this 2165-nucleotide messenger RNA. Its product is annotated as zinc finger and SCAN domain-containing protein 31-like. The coding region runs from base 137 to 1870 and encodes 577 amino acids. Gene Ontology annotation, biological process: regulation of transcription by RNA polymerase II. The transcript has 4 exons. Lineage: Eukaryota; Metazoa; Chordata; Lepidosauria; Squamata; Gekkonidae. The record is from RefSeq and is a predicted model, not a curated record. Gene Ontology annotation, molecular function: RNA polymerase II cis-regulatory region sequence-specific DNA binding; DNA-binding transcription factor activity.
GGGAGUAAUUGUCUUCCCUUUUCAGGAAGGGGGAAAUCAGACCACUUGCAUGCCUGGGUUCCGUGUGUCACCAUAAAGAAAUUGGUGGGAUUAUCUGAUAAUAUCAGGUCCGGCCAGCUGUUGCCUGGAGAAGGAAAUGGCCGCCGAGCAGCGUGAUGUGCUGCCUUUAGGUCUCCAGAUGGGAGCUGGGGUGCAGCCAGGGGUGAAAAUGGAGACUCUAGACUCAGUGACCCUUGAAGGGGGAAUUGGAAAAGGCCUUCAUGCUGUGCACCCUGGGAACAUUGGGCGAUUCUGGGAAAGAAAUGCACCAGACCCCGUAAAACGGGAGACUGCAAAGCCCUGGGAAGCCCAGCUGCAAGAAUUCCUGAAGGCAAUGGAGACCUCUCAGUCAGAGGGGAGGAAUCCACACCAGCUGGGGCUGAUAGUACGAGAGGCUCGGACCGUUCUGUCCCCUUUUGCUGAAACGUCUGACACCAGACAACGCUCGAGAGGACAGAUCCUGACCCAAAAGCUUCUGGGUCUCAGCAGAGGAACCCAGAUUGGGGACAACAGCCAAGAAGACUGUGGGAAAGUGAAAGAAGAAAUCCUGGAGGAUGACACCAUCAGUGCAGAAGCACAAUGCCAGCGCUUUCGGACAUACCGCUACCAGGAGGCUGAAGGCCCACGAGAGGCUUGCGGGCGCCUCUGGGAACUUGGUCAUCGGUGGCUGAAGCCAGAACGACACACAAAAGAGAGAAUCUUGGAGCUAGUGAUUCUGGAGCAAUUCUUGACCGUCCUGCCCUUGAAAAUGCAGAAGACUGUUAGGAAAGGCGGGCCGGAGACCUGUGCCCAAGCGGUGGCUCUGGCCGAGGAUUUCCUGCGGAGAUGUCCGCCUGAAGAGAGGCAGGAAGAGCAGGUGUCGAGGCCAUUCAAGGAUGGGGUGGCUGGUGUUCCUGAGGUGGAAGGGGCCCCUUCAAACCCCUGGCAGUGUCCGCUCUUCAGAGAAAUAAAAAAGGAAGGUGACAGAGACACCACCUCUCUGGUGGGAGAUGGGCAGGCGCAGAAUCAACCCCCAAAUCUGCAGAAACUGGAACCACGGUGGGUGUUUUCAAGACGAGCCGGACAAAGCAUUCCCUGGUCCGAUCGAGGAGACAUUUCUGCAAACCGAGAGGAAACGUACCCCGAGAAGGAGGGGGACAAGUUCAUUAAUUCUCAGGGCAGGUACGUGGAACUCGACGGCAAUGUGGUCCAGCUAACGAUCCCUCUGGGAGAGGGGCAGAAGAUGGGGAACGAGAGGGAGAAGGCGUGCGCUCACUGCGGGAAGGACUUCCAGCUGAAAUGCAACCUUCAAGCCCACGAGAGGACCCACACGGGAGAGAAACCAUACAAGUGCUCUGUUUGCGGGAAGGGUUUCAGCACGAGAGCCUAUCUGGUCACUCACGAGAGGAUCCACACGGGGGAGAAGCCCUACCAGUGCUCUGACUGCGGGAAGAGCUUCUGUGACAACUCCAACCUGAUUGUGCACAAGAGGACUCACACGGGGGAGAGGCCGUACAAAUGCACUGACUGUGGGAAAAGCUUCCGGGAACGGCCGGUCCUCAUCAGGCACCAGAGGAUCCACACGGGCGAGAAGCCAUACAAGUGCAGGGACUGCGGGAAGAGCUUUAGCCAGAGCUCAGGCCUCCUGGUGCACGAGAGGACUCACACGCGAGAGAAACCAUACACGUGCACCGACUGCGGGAAGAGCUUCGGGGGCAAUUCGAACCUGCGGGUGCACAUGAGAAUCCACACGGGAGAGAAGCCCUACAAAUGCUUGGACUGCGGGAAGAUCUUCAGAGACCGGUCACUUCUGCUUCGGCACCAGACCACCCACCAAGAAGGAAAGAGCUAAACACAGAUUGUGGCGUUGUCCAGAUGGGUAGGGUCCUUCGGCACUACUUAGAAACCUGAGAACACCUGGAAAUGGGAACUUCAACCCCUUGGAUGGUUGAGACCCCACCCAGAUGACCAGUCGGAUAAAAAAAAAGGACAAAUUAUUGCAUGUACAAAUUUGCUUGCUCCUUCCUGAUUCCAGUGGCAUUUGGAGUGGGUGGGUAGGGAUGCGUCUAGUACCAUCCAAGGAAUGUGUUUAUUUAUGCUUGCACAAUGUAGGCGGUAGGAUAUAAACCUUUAGUCCAUAUAUAUAU